AUGGCUCACGUGAGACAUUUUCGGACACUAGUUUCGGGAUUUUACUUCUGGGAAGCAGCACUGUUACUCAGUUUGGUUGCCACAAAGGAAACAAAUAGUGCCAGAUCUCGAACUACUCCAAUGUCACCUUCUGACUUUCUGGAUAAACUGAUGGGGAGGACUUCAGGGUAUGAUGCAAGAAUAAGACCGAAUUUCAAAGGCCCUCCAGUCAAUGUCACAUGCAACAUAUUCAUAAACAGCUUUGGCUCAAUUGCAGAGACAACCAUGGAUUACAGAGUGAAUAUCUUUCUGCGUCAGAAAUGGAAUGAUCCUCGCCUAGCAUACAGUGAAUAUCCUGAUGAUUCAUUAGACCUCGACCCUUCCAUGUUGGACUCCAUUUGGAAACCUGAUUUGUUCUUUGCCAAUGAAAAGGGUGCCAACUUUCAUGAAGUCACUACAGAUAACAAAUUGCUGAGAAUUUUCAAAAAUGGAAAUGUUCUUUAUUCGAUAAGACUGACAUUAACACUUUCCUGCCCAAUGGAUCUCAAGAAUUUUCCCAUGGAUGUACAAACAUGUAUAAUGCAACUGGAAAGCUUUGGGUACACAAUGAAUGAUCUCAUUUUUGAAUGGCAAGAUGAGGCGCCUGUACAAGUGGCAGAAGGACUCACUUUGCCCCAGUUUCUGUUAAAAGAAGAAAAGGAUUUACGAUAUUGUACUAAACAUUACAACACAGGGAAGUUCACAUGUAUAGAAGUACGAUUCCAUCUUGAGCGACAAAUGGGAUACUACCUGAUCCAGAUGUACAUUCCCAGCCUCCUCAUUGUUAUUCUAUCCUGGGUUUCAUUCUGGAUUAACAUGGAUGCAGCUCCAGCCAGGGUGGCAUUGGGAAUAACCACAGUGCUGACUAUGACCACGCAGAGCUCAGGCUCACGGGCUUCUUUACCAAAGGUUUCCUAUGUCAAAGCUAUUGAUAUAUGGAUGGCAGUUUGCCUCCUCUUUGUGUUUUCAGCCCUUCUGGAGUAUGCAGCUGUAAAUUUUGUGUCAAGGCAGCACAAGGAACUUCUAAGAUUUCGACGAAAGAGAAGGAAUAAGACAGAAGCUUUUGCACUGGAGAAGUUUUACCGUUUCUCAGACACGGAUGAUGAGGUCAGGGAAAGUCGAUUCAACUUCACAGUCUAUGGGAUGGGACCAUGUCUACAAGCAAAAGAUGGCGUGACUCCAAAGGGCCCAAACCAUGCUGUUCAGGUAAUGCCAAAGAGUCCUGAUGAAAUGAGGAAGAUCUUUAUUGAUCGGGCCAAGAAGAUUGACACCAUCUCCAGAGCCUGCUUCCCAUUAGCCUUUUUGAUUUUUAAUAUUUUCUACUGGGUUAUCUACAAAAUCCUUAGACAUGAGGAUAUUCAUCAGCAACAAGAUUAAGCAUUAUGAGCACACAUAUGCAAAUGUUCAAUUCAGAAGAAAGUUUCCUCCUGGUAGAUGUGCACAGGCGUGAGUGUGUGUGUGUGGUGCACAAAUUAUUACCUUUGUAAUAAAACAACAUAUGAGGAAAAAGUGUACUUUUCAUUUGUAAAGUCCUGAGUACAAUGCUUUUGACUAACACAAGACAUAUGCUAUGAAAAUUUUUAUUUCAUAUUAAGUUCUGUUUUUUCAUAGUAAAUCUAUAACUGGAAGUUUCACUGCCAAUGUCUUUGAUGUAUACAAUAACACAUAGUACUAGAUGUGAAACCUUCUUUGAAAUUCUUAGAUUUUUAAUUCAGUGAUACUCUUACAGUUGCAAGAUUUGCACAG
Messenger RNA from Ochotona princeps (American pika), 1764 nucleotides. It is a transcript of the gene GLRA3, whose product is annotated as glycine receptor alpha 3. The coding region runs from base 1 to 1395 and encodes 464 amino acids. Lineage: Eukaryota; Metazoa; Chordata; Mammalia; Lagomorpha; Ochotonidae. Gene Ontology annotation, molecular function: transmembrane signaling receptor activity; extracellularly glycine-gated chloride channel activity; transmitter-gated monoatomic ion channel activity. The record is from RefSeq and is a predicted model, not a curated record. The transcript is spliced from 10 exons. Gene Ontology annotation, cellular component: neuron projection; plasma membrane; synapse. Gene Ontology annotation, biological process: nervous system process; regulation of membrane potential; chemical synaptic transmission.